AUGGAUAAACAAGAACCUAUUGUAAGUGACGAUGAACACGUUACCCGGGCUAAGGCGAAGCGUUAUGGUUUGAACCCGGAUGUCCCCUCUAAAAAGAAUGUGUCUCUACCAAAUCCUAAAGAAGGCCUCCCUAACAGAGUAGGAUGUCAUUUGGUCGUUCUGGAAUCGGUGGGCCCCACCAAAGCUGAACCAUUUUUGUUGGAGGGUGUCGAUAAAUAUGAUCCCGUCAAAGGUGGAGCUUUGCCGGCAUGGAAUAAUUCUGUAGAAUUCUUUAUUCUCCGGGUGCGGCAUCCAGGAGGUUUGUUGGAUAGCCCACUCAAGCGAUAUUCGAGAUGGAAGCAGGAGGGUGAUGAAACUAUAUUAAUUUAUGGACAUGAAGAUGUACCUGUAAAUGAUGAAGAUACUUUAAUGAAAGCAGUUGCAAACCAGCCUGUAUCUGUUGCCAUUGAUGCUGGAGGUUCUGAUUUACAGUUUUACUCACAGGGAGUUUUUACCGAAAAGUGUGGAACGGAGUUGAAUCAUGGUGUACCAAUGGUCGGCUAUGAUACGAGUGAAACUAGACUCAAGUACUGGAUAAUGAAGAACUAG
This is a messenger RNA of Helianthus annuus (common sunflower), 588 nucleotides long. Its product is annotated as vignain-like. Gene Ontology annotation, cellular component: lysosome. The transcript is spliced from 5 exons. The record is from RefSeq and is a predicted model, not a curated record. Lineage: Eukaryota; Viridiplantae; Streptophyta; Magnoliopsida; Asterales; Asteraceae. Gene Ontology annotation, molecular function: cysteine-type endopeptidase activity. The coding region runs from base 1 to 588 and encodes 195 amino acids.